AUGUUUAAGAAUGUGCAAGAACAAGUGAAUCAUGCCAAAUCCACUGAUGAUAACUUGAAAAUAAUCCUUUUACCAUUGUUCUGGCGCGAUAGAGCGGUGGAGUGGUUUUCAGAUUUCGAAAUGUACCUAGGUUUAGAGCUUGGUGAGACGGAACUGGCGAAUAUUGUAGUGCAAUAUUUAAACGACGCUGACCUUGCUCUGGUCACAGAUAUCACUCUAAAUCCACCUAGCGAACAUUAUACAGCGAUUAAGGAACGCCUAACCUUCAUUUGGGGAUGUCAUGAUGAGAGGACAGAGAAAGUAGUAGAAGAAUUUUGUAAGCAGCCCUUGGAUAGCCGUUUAUCUCUUAUCAAACUUUUCAAUAUGGGUAGUGAGUUCAGUGAUUUCUUUGGAUUGUUGCAAUCAAUCUCGAGUUUCGUUAUUAAUUGUGAUGCGAAUAAGGUGACAGAAGUCAAGAAAAAUUCCAUACCAUUGUGUUACUAUCACCAGCGGUUUGGUAGCGAGGCAAGAUCGUGUCUUAAGCCCUGUGGAUAUACUGACUAG
Messenger RNA from Leptosia nina, 543 nucleotides. NCBI's taxonomy places the organism in Eukaryota, Metazoa, Arthropoda, Insecta, Lepidoptera, Pieridae. The record is from the annotation of a GenBank genome assembly.